AUGUGGGAUCGCCGCAAAGCCACAGCAGGAGCUACAGCAAGAAGAGCUAAAGCAGGAGCUACAGCAGAAGCCACGGGCAGUAGGAGGGGACCCCCGCCAGGCACAGACCAGGCCGUUUUUAGCGGCACCCUGAAAGAUCCGCAGCAAUCUUCAGUGGCUUCAUCUACGUCCAAGUCCCUCUUUCGUUCCCGCCAUGGCCUUGCUGCUGCUUCUGCUUCUGCUUCUGCUGUUUCUGCUGACAAGGCAUACUCGUUUUCGUCUCCUCAUUCACAACUCAACCUGGACCUCGAAUAUUCCCUCAGCGCCCUCGCCAUCACCACAGACGUUACACACAAAUAUCGCAUUCUCAAAGGCAAAGCCGUCCCUCAGUCUCUUUACCCAGAAGACCCAUAUACCUCUCGUUUGGAUUAUUCAAGCAGCUCUGCUUCCUCUCCUGAACUAAAACCUCCUCCUCGCAACCCACGCCGCCUCCAACAGCUUCGCUAUCAGACUGUCUUUGCUCCCACUCGCUCUUCCUCUGUCCACAGCGCCGACGACAGCGAUCCCGACGACGACGCCUCGCCCACCACCAUUCGCCGCGGUGCUGCUGCUCUCGAAAUGGCACAGCCGCUGGCUAUUGAGCCCGUUUCCCCUCCCAGCUCUCCCGACAUCACAGCCUGGCGCACAGCCCCCCACGCCGGCACUGUAUCGCCCAUUGACGAGGACUCAGAUGCCUCGCUCGACGACUUUGUGCGAGCUGUCAAGGGAGAAAAAAGACAGCUGACACCUCCCAGUGAGCCUCUGCGCGACAGCCAGAUCCCCCUCACCCACCGCAACCUGCCUGCUCUGCCUCGUCCCGGUCCUUAUCACGCGCCGGGCUCAGACCGAGCGCCUGCAUAUCAGCGGCCUCCCUCACAAAGGAAACCUGUCGCCGACCAAAACACACAAUGGCAUCCUCAGCCGCAGCUACAAGGGAAUCCAGCCGGCCUGGUUCCGCGACACGCCCAGCAAACCUUCAUUCCACAGCGAGACUCAUCCUCUGGCAUGCGCACCAGACACGCGGAUACACGGGCCAUGCCGCUCGACGCCAGACCUCCAUGGCAAGGCGCCAGUGGUCGUGAAGAACAAGUCGCCCCGAUGCGAGACGACCCAAGCGUUGCAACUCUGUCUCUCCCCGUCAAGGGCGGCAAGCGAAACACAGCCAAGGGCGACGGCCACUUUCGCACCCGACUGUCCCACACUGGCAACCCGCGUACGGAUGGAGCAACUGGCCCUGGCGCUGCCAUGCGCAAACUUCUUUCUCCAAGAAGACAUAAAAAGGCCAACAGCCUCGCCACGCAGUCGCCUCGCGCCCAGUACAAUAUGGAUGCAAGCCAAUACGACCCCAAUCCAUAUCCUUCCCCACCCCAUCACGACCAGUACAGAAUGGUAUCCGCAUCGCCUCCGCCGCGUCAUUCUCCAGGGCAGAGCAUCACUAUCAAGCGCAAACCGACUCCAGGCGUACAUGUCGACAAAAUUAGCAACAAUGCACAUCCUCUAAUCUCUGCACACGUCGACAGAAAUAGCAACCAUGCACAUCCGCUAGCCUCUAGCCCCGUUUACGAGAACAACGUCCCGAAACCACCUACUCCAGAGAGUCCGAGCGCCCCUCACCAGCGAGGGGACGCUUGGGCGCAGCCCGCCUCACGAUUCAGCAUGACAAGAUACGCCACAACUGUCGGUGGAGUAACUUCCAUCGACAGCUCUCCCGCUAUUGGCAUGCAAUCGCCCACUUCGUCUCUUUCUCCCUCUGACGAGACAUUGUCCAGGCCAGAACAUUUACGUUCCAUCUCCGACGCCCCGUUCGCUAUACGAAGCGCCUUGAACUCAAGGCCUGAUUCUACUGCCUCAAGCAAUACGCUCAGUACAUCCGCCGUCCCCGGAUCCGGCGCUGCGGUCAGUACGAAGCCGCGGCGAUCGUCGCUGUCAUCGAUGAGCAAGCCGCUGCCGCCUGCGCCGCCAGAAGUCUCGGCGAGCGACAGAGUGACCCAUCUCACCGCGCAGCUCGACAGCUUAGCCAACCGGCGUCUCAACAUCGAUCGAUGUAUCAAGCAGAUGACGGAGCAAAUGCCUAUUGACCAUAUUCUCAACAGCGAUGAAGUCCUGCGGAGGCGUGAAUUAGAGCGCCAAAGAAUCGACGGUCUCAAGGCUGAACUGGCAGAGAUUCAGCGGGAACAGCACGAGCUCGGCCUCAUGCUCCACCGCGCACACAAGCGGCAAAAUAAGGAAGCAGUAUACGAACCAACAUCUCUAUGGGUUAGGCGAGUGGCUAGCUAA
Messenger RNA from Beauveria bassiana ARSEF 2860, 2295 nucleotides. RefSeq lists its product as uncharacterized. The coding region runs from base 1 to 2295 and encodes 764 amino acids. The record is from RefSeq and is a predicted model, not a curated record. The transcript has 3 exons. Lineage: Eukaryota; Fungi; Ascomycota; Sordariomycetes; Hypocreales; Cordycipitaceae.